AUGGUCGCUUUAGUGAUCGACACCCCGGGGGAUCCGCCAACUGAAACCUCCAACCCGGCCAACCCUACCUCAAUCACCCCUGACCCAUCAGAUUUCGCUGCCUUCAAGAAUGCCAUCCAGCAAGGAGACAUUGAGGCUGUUCGGGGCCUCAUUGACAAAGGCGUUGACGUCAACAGCUGGCUCCCAAGGGAAGGCACCGUCCUACAAAUUGCGCUGAAAGUGGCAGAGCCUCGAAUCGAGUGCGUUCGCAUGCUUCUAGACAAUGGCGCGAGUAUUUACAGUAGGGGUGGUACCCAUCAAAACGCACUGGCAAUAGCCGUGGGCAAUGACCUUGACGACGUGAUGGACCUCAUGGUGCAGGGAGGAUACGUGCGGAACGAGGCUGAACUGCCACCAGAUCAACGCCUUGACUCUGACAUGACUAUUCUCCACGUCGCCGUCUCUUACAGAAAUGGACGGACCUUGAAACGCCUGCUUGAGUCGCCUGCGAAGGAGAUGAUCGAUCACCAAAACAUCUGGGGCCGAACUCCGCUGCACUACGCAACCCAGACUUACCAUAAUCCCUUCGAUUGGGCCCGACGUCGCUUUGGUAUCAAUGCAAAGGGAUGCUCUACUCCUAAAAGUACCGAAUGCGAGAUUUCCCAACUCCUCGUAGACAAUGGGGCCAGGGCCGACAUUUCUGACAUCUUGGGCUUCACCGCCCUGCGGAAUUCUUUUGAGAACUUCGACACUUAUGAUGUGGCCCAGAUAGUAUUUCCAGCGGCUUUAGUGGACAUGUCGCGAUGGGCUGAAACGACGAGAUAUGUAUUGGACAGGCCCGAGACACAUAUCCUCUACAAUGAGAGAGGCGCAAGCUUUAUUACGACCAGCGAUCUGAACAGACUGAAGGCUUCGGAGACAUCCGAAUCAACCUUCACCCGCUUUUUACUCUUCCAGAUGCUCCCAAGUCGAGAACCAAAUGUCAACACAACCAGCCUAUUGAUACUUAACGAACACCAAUGUCUGCCCACUCAAAAACGGGGCCUCUCUUGUUCGCGGUGGCAUCGCGCUGAAGGCACACGCUAUCCUAAUGUCCAGUGGAAACUGCGCCAGGGCUGGAUGCCGACAAAGUCCGACUUUGAAACGCUCAGAGGCGAUUCCACUUUGCACGAUUUCAUUGACUGUCAAUUCAUCACAACCUAUCCCAGGCUACGCCCAAAAAACGCAGGCGACCAGCUUUUUUCGUCCUAUACGCAACUAGGCAGUAGCAGCAUCGAGCUCGCUCGUCGUUCCCAUGUUCUCUUGUGGACAAUGGUGUGGUCGGGCGAAGGUCACGAUGGAUGGGAUGGAACCAGGUACAUGAUGCUGAAAACGACAGCUCUCAUAACCAGCUGCCAAGACGUAGAGCCGGCGUUCAAUCGUUCGACAAUCUUAAAGUCCAGAGGAAAAGACCCUCAAGUCAUCGACCGUCUCCUCGAAGACGCAUUGUCAUGGGUUCAAGUAGAGGAGAUUGCCAACGAGCAGAAGAGCGACCUAUCUGAAUUGCGAGCCUUGUUCGUUGUGGGCCAACAUUGGAAGCCACAAGAAAGAAAAAUCCCAGUCCGUGAUCCGAGCGACAUAGAAGAUUGGGAAAGGUUCGGUGCCGCGGUUAGUGAGUUUUGCGAUUAUCUCGCGGCAGGUGUCAAGAAUCUAAGAGACACGUCUCAAGAGCUUAUUGGGCUGGAAUUCAACUUGACCUCCAUUAGGGAAGCUCAAAAGUCCACGUCAACAAGCGUGAGCAUGAAGCGUCUCAGCUGGAUCACGUUCAUCUUUCUCCCACUGACUUUUGUUUCGAGUCUUUUCGGUAUGAAUGUCAACGUUCUAGAGUCAAACCCGCCCUGGUGGAUUUACCUCCCCUUUGCGUUUUCAACUCUGGGGCUGACAAUGGUUGUGUGGCUCACAUUUAAGCGCUACCCAUCUAUUGAAGACAAGGCCGAGAGGAUGUUUCGGAAGGUAGCGGGCUGA
Messenger RNA from Fusarium vanettenii 77-13-4, 1983 nucleotides. RefSeq lists its product as uncharacterized. Bases 1 to 1983 code for a protein of 660 amino acids. Gene Ontology annotation, cellular component: membrane. The record is from RefSeq and is a predicted model, not a curated record. Gene Ontology annotation, molecular function: metal ion transmembrane transporter activity; protein binding. The transcript is spliced from 8 exons. Gene Ontology annotation, biological process: metal ion transport; transmembrane transport. NCBI's taxonomy places the organism in Eukaryota, Fungi, Ascomycota, Sordariomycetes, Hypocreales, Nectriaceae.